UUUAUUUCGAUCAGCUAAUUAAUAUCUAAGUCUGAAACUUCCGUAUCCUUCUAUAGUUUGUCAAAUCAUCCCAAACAAAAUUAAAGCUUAAAAUGUUUCCUCACUACUUGCCAAUGUUUGUGCUUCUUUCUCUUAGCUUGGUCGCUUUUGCUUCUACUUCCAACAUCAGUGCAUCCAGCACCACCCCCGAAGUCGCAGCUCAGAACGAAACGGAUCUGUUGGAUUCGGCUCAGGAACACCUCGAGAGCCUCUGGGAUGAGCUGGAAGAGCCGAGACAGGAGAUCAAAGACUUGUGGGGUGAGCUGGACAUCCACAUCCAGUUCCCAUCCAAGGCCGAUCUCAUCCUCUUCUACGCCUGUGUCGGAGUGCUCUCUAUCGCGAUGUGUGCUUGCUGUGUCUUCGUCACAUGCCGCAAAUCUGAUAAAUAAGCUGCGCAAUUUAGUUGCGAUGCGAAAUUGAUUUAUGAUAGAGUACAUUUUUCGAUACUAUAUUUUAUCGAUUUGAAAUAAAAACAUAAAUAUGGGGUUUUA
Messenger RNA from Symsagittifera roscoffensis, 530 nucleotides. RefSeq lists its product as uncharacterized. Bases 93 to 428 code for a protein of 111 amino acids. The transcript is spliced from 2 exons. NCBI's taxonomy places the organism in Eukaryota, Metazoa, Xenacoelomorpha, Acoela, Convolutidae. The record is from RefSeq and is a predicted model, not a curated record.